Molecule: messenger RNA, 1693 nt
Organism: Condylostylus longicornis
Lineage: Eukaryota; Metazoa; Arthropoda; Insecta; Diptera; Dolichopodidae
Product: zinc finger protein 836-like
Exons: 3
Coding region: 156-1403 (415 amino acids)
Biological process (GO): regulation of transcription by RNA polymerase II
Cellular component (GO): nucleus
Molecular function (GO): DNA-binding transcription factor activity, RNA polymerase II-specific; RNA polymerase II transcription regulatory region sequence-specific DNA binding
Source: RefSeq, a predicted model, not a curated record
CGCAGCUAUUUACAAACAAUUGACUAUAUGGACGUGUUUAAAUAUUUUCUUAAAUGAAGAGCUGAAUUUUUUUAAAACAAAAAUUUGAAGUUAAGUGUCAAAUGCGAAAAAAGAAAAACAAAUUUUGGUACUGAAAAAUAAAUAUUAUUUAUGAAAUGCAGAAAAUUAGUUGGCGAAAAUGGUGCAUUUCUUGCGGGAAGCAAAAUGAUUCAGACUUAAAUAUUGACUUAUGCUCAAAAGAUGUUGGAACAGGAGGUUCAUCUGUUCUUAAAUAUUUGCAACUAGUGAUGCAUGAUGAAACAAAAUUCUAUUCUGGUAAAAUAUGUUUAACAUGUUACAGUACAAUUAGUUUUAUAGUGCAGUUUAAUAACCAUGUUACAAAAGUGCAAAAAAUGUUUCUGGAGUUUGAAAAAUAUAGUUGUGACCAAAAUAUUUGUCUUGAAUCUUUGCAAAAAAAAAUUGGGCUAAUUUCUCAAUCGGGUAUACAAUUAGAUUUUCUCGAAAAAAACGAUGGCAUUUUUCCCCCGAAAUUUUUGGUAAAACAAUAUGAUACCGAUGAAGUUUCCGAAGAAAAUAAACGGUCAAAUGAAGAAGAGGAGGACAUCAAACCUAUUAUAGAAAAUGAAACUGCCAAAACAGAGGGUUCUACAUACCAAGUUUCCCCAAAUGAGGUGUUUGUAAUUGAAAACAAUUCGUUUGUAGACGAUACUGAUACAGCAACAACUGCCGAAAAUGAAGUGUGCGAUGUUUUGAGUAAUGGCGACGAAAAUUCUUUUAACCACGAUUUAUCUGAAACCGAAAAAAAAUUUAUAUGUCCAAAGUGCAGCAAGGAAUUUAAACUUAAAAGAUAUCUAGAUAAUCAUUUCCGCAGGGUUCAUAAACAAAAUAAAUCUUUCAGAUGCAAUUCAUGUACUAAAACUUUUGAAAGCAGAGAGUGCUUGAGAGAACAUUCAAAAUUACAUAAAGAAGAAAGAAAAUAUAAAUGUCCAGACUGCGAUAAAGCUUUUAAGCACAAGCAGGAUUUGAAUGUACAUUCUGCCACACAUGACGGUAUCGGCUGUAUUUGUCAAAUCUGUGGAGUUAAAUGUAAAACUAAAAACGUUUUGCGGAGCCAUAUGGUUGUACAUUCUGAUACAAAAAAGUACAAGUGCAAAUUUUGCUCUAAAGAAUUUAAAAGAUCGAAGGAAUUCAAGUAUCAUUUGAUUUUACAUACUGGAUUAAAACCCUAUCAGUGCCCUUUUUGUGAUCUAAAGUUCCCAAAUCGACCAAAUUGUCGAAAGCAUGAAAAAAAAGCUCACCCUAAAGAAUUAGCUGAACAAGAAUCAAAAGGUCAACCAAAAUUUUUUAAGUCAAUUCCAAGCAUAACGGAAUUGAAUGAACUAGUACUAAAAAAAGAAUGCUGAACGUAUGAUGUAUAUGCUUAUAGAAGAAAUCAAUUUUUAGAUGUGAUAAAAAUUAUAAAAUUUGCAACUUCGUUGGUGUUUAAUGUACAUUAGUAGAUUUAAUGUGUCUACCUUCCUACUAACACUUCGUUUUUUAAAGAACCAAAGAAAAAAUUGGCGAACAGCAUUAGUAGGGCUAUUCCAAAUUGUUUCGAGAUUAAAUUUACUAACUACGAAUAUUUCUACGAACAAAAUGCUUGGGACUGAAUUCGUUGAUCCUUACUUCCAUUGCUAAAGAAAGUUAAAAUGAA